Odobenus rosmarus divergens (Pacific walrus) is the source of this 6302-nucleotide messenger RNA. RefSeq names its product SET binding protein 1 (gene SETBP1). Gene Ontology annotation, molecular function: DNA binding. The transcript is spliced from 6 exons. The record is from RefSeq and is a predicted model, not a curated record. NCBI's taxonomy places the organism in Eukaryota, Metazoa, Chordata, Mammalia, Carnivora, Odobenidae. Bases 297 to 5081 code for a protein of 1594 amino acids.
GGUUAAGUGGAGCUAGAGAGCUACAUUGUAACCUAGUUGGAUUUUUGGGGGGGGGGGAAUGUAUGAGAAUCUAACGUGUCGUUAAUAGAAAGAAGAACAGGCAAGAAGUGGUCCAGCCGGCGAAGUUGCAGAUCUGACCUCUUCUGAACACGUGGCCGUGUCUCCAUCCCUGGGACUCUGAACCCAGCAGCUGGACCACUUUGUCCUUGGGAUUUUGGACGACCUCUCUUCUCACCCUUCCCUUUUCCCCUCUUCCAUCCCACCUCCUGAGAACUCCUGAAGACUGUAGGAUUGUCAUGGAGUCCAGGGAGAUCUUAAGCAGCUCCCGGCAAAGGGGGGACGAGUCGGAAUUCCUGCCUGUCUCCUCGGCCAAGCCCCCAACUGCUCCUGGCUGUGCAGGAGAACCUUUGCUCUCUGCUCCGGGAACUGGGAAGGGGAUCCCAGUGGGCGGAGAACGCAUGGAGCCAGAGGAGGAGGAUGAACUGGGCUCAGGGCGGGAUGUGGAUUCCAACUCAAACGCAGACAGCGAGAAGUGGGUUGCAGGAGAUGGCCUGGAAGAACAGGAAUUUUCUAUCAAGGAGGCAAACUUCACAGAGGGGAGUCUGAAGCUGAAGAUUCAGACCACCAAGCGGGCUAAGAAACCCCCAAAGAAUCUGGAGAACUAUAUAUGCCCACCUGAGAUCAAGAUCACCAUAAAGCAAUCUGGCGACCAGAAGGUGUCCCGUGCUGGGAAAAAUAGCAAAGCCACGAAGGAGGAGGAAAGAAGCCACUCCAAAAAGAAGCUCCUCACAGCCAGUGACCUUGCAGCCAGCGACCUCAAAGGAUUUCAGCCACAGGCUUACGAGCGGCCACAGAAACACUCAAAUCUCCACUAUGACCCAGGCCUCCCACAGGACGUCACCAGUGACACCUUAAAACCAAAGCACCAGCAAAAAAGCAGCAGCCAGAACCACAUGGACUGGUCCACCAACUCUGACAGUGGACCUGCCACUCAGAAUUGCUUCAUCAGUCCAGAGUCUGGCAGAGAAACUGCAAGCACCAGCAAGAUCCCCGCUCUUGAGCCCGUGGCUUCCUUUGCAAAGGCCCAGGGUAAGAAAGGCAGUGCAGGGAGCACGUGGAGUCAGCUGUCCAACAGCAAAGAUCUGCUCUUGGGAGGUGUGGUCCCAUCCCCAGGCAGCCACAGCUCCCCAGCCCCACCCAGCAGCUCUGUCGAGUGCAACGGACUUCAGCCCUUGGUAGAUCAAGAUGGAGGAGUUGCAAAGGAGCCCCCAGAACCACCUACCAUAGGCAGCAAGAAAAAGUCCAGUAAAAAAGAUGUGAUAAGUCAAACCAUAGCAAACCCAGACCUGGACUGGGUCAAGAAUGCCCAGAAAGCAUUUGACAAUACAGAAGGGAAAAGGGAAGGCUACCCUGCAGAUAAUGCCCAAGAGGCAUCACCAGCCAGGCAGAAUUCGAGUUCUGUCAGUAAUCCUGAAAAUGACUCAAGUCAUGUCCGGAUUACUAUCCCUAUCAAGGCACCCUGUCUAGAUCCAACCAGCCAUAAGAGGAAAAAGAGACAGUCCAUCAAAGCAGUGGUAGAAAAGAUCAUGCCAGAGAAAGCCCUGGCUUCUGGAAUCACUAUGAGCAGUGAAGUGGUUAACAGGAUACUUUCCAACACUGAGGGAAAUAAGAAAGAUCCCCGGGUCCCUAAGUUGAGUAAAAUGAUAGAGAACGAGUCCCCCUCAGUUGGCCUUGAAACAGGUGGAAAUGCCGAGAAAGUCGUGCCAGGAGGCGUGUCUAAGCAGCGGAAGCCACCCAUGAUCAUGACGCCUCCAACAUGCACGGACCACUCUCCAUCGAGAAAGUUGCCAGAAAUCCAGCAUCCCAAAUUUGCUGCGAAACGGAGGUGGACGUGCAGCAAACCAAAGCCCACCAGUAUGCUCCGGGAGGCAGUCCUGGCCACCUCCGAUAAACUGAUGGUGGAACCACCGUCUGCCUACCCCAUCACCCCAUCCAGCCCUCUGUACACCAACACAGACAGUCUUACUGUGAUCACGCCCGUCAAGAAGAAGCGGGGGCGGCCGAAGAAGCAGCCUUUGCUCACGGUGGAGACGAUUCACGAGGGGACUUCCACCAGCCCGGUCAGUCCCAUCAGCCGGGAGUUCCCUGGCACGAAGAAAAGAAAGAGACGACGCAGUUUAGCUAAGUUGGCCCAGCUGGUGCCAGGACAGGACAAGCCCAUGAGCGAGAUGAUGUUUCACAAAAAAGUUGGAAAGCUUGGGGUGUUGGAUAAGAAGACCAUCAAAACCAUCAAUAAGAUGAAAACACUCAAGAGGAAAAAUAUCUUGAACCAGAUCUUGUCCUGCUCCAGCAACAUUGCUCUGAAGGCGAAAGCUCCCCCGGAGACCAGCCCCGGGGCAGCAGCAAUUGAGAGCAAAUUGGGCAAGCAGAUCAAUGUCAGCAAGAGGGGAACCAUCUACAUUGGCAAGAAGAGGGGCAGGAAGCCAAGAGCGGAGCUGCCACCCCCAUCUGAGGAACCCAAAACAGCCAUCAAGCACCCAAGGCCUGCUUCUAGCCAGCCGGACGUUCCAGCCGUGCCUUCCAACUUUCAGUCCCUUGUGGCAUCUUCACCAGCAGCUAUGCACCCACUUUCAGCACCGCUAGGUGGGUCAAAUGGCAACCUGAGCCCUGCCAGCACUGAAACCAAUUUUUCAGAGUCGAAAACUAUGCCAAAUCUCCAGCCCAUCAGUGCUCUUCCAACCAAAACCCAGAAGGGAAUCCACAGUGGAGCCUGGAAGCUGUCCCCACCCAGACUGAUGGCCAACUCGCCUUCCCACCUUUGCGAGAUCGGGUCACUCAAGGAAAUCACGCUGUCCCCUGUGAGCGAGUCACACAGUGAGGAGACGAUCCCAAGCGACAGUGGCAUUGGGACGGACAACAACAGCACAUCUGACCAAGCGGAGAAGGGUUCAGAAUCCCGACGGAGGUACUCUUUCGAUUUCUGCUCCCUGGACAACCCGGAGACCAUUCCGUCCGACACCAGCACAAAGACCCGGCAUGGCCACCGGCAGAAGCAUCUCAUGGUGGACAACUUUCUGGCCCACGAAAGCCUCAAGAAGCCAAAGCACAAGAGGAAACGGAAAAGCCUGCAGAAUCGUGAUGACCUUCAGUUUCUGGCAGACCUGGAAGAGCUCAUCACCAAGUUCCAGGUGUUCAGGAUCUCCCACCGGAGUUACACCUUCUACCACGAGAAUCCGUAUCCCAGCAUUUUUCGGAUUAAUUUUGAUCACUACUACCCGGUGCCAUAUAUCCAGUAUGACCCGUUGCUCUAUCUUCGCAGGACUUCAGACCUGAAGUCAAAGAAGAAGCGUGGUAGGCCUGCGAAAACCAAUGACACCAUGACAAAGGUGCCUUUUUUACAAGGGUUCAGCUACCCUAUUCCCAGUGGAAGUUACUAUGCACCCUAUGGAAUGCCUUACACAUCAAUGCCUAUGAUGAACCUUGGUUAUUACAGUCAGUACCCAGCUCCCUUGUACCUAUCACACACACUCGGAGCCGCUUCCCCGUUCAUGAGGCCGACAGUGCCACCUCCUCAGUUCCACACAAGCUCCCACAUGAAGAUGUCGGGGACAGCGAAGCAUAAAGCAAAGCAUGGAGUCCACCUGCAGGGACCUGUCGGCAUGGGUCUCGGUGACAUGCAGCCGGCCCUGAAUCCUCCCAAGGCGGGUGGCACCGGUCUGGCCAGCGGUCGGCUCCACAAGAGAAAACACAAACACAAGCAUAAGCACAAGGAAGACCGGAUCCUGGGGACCCAUGACAACCUGAGUGGUCUCUUCGCAGGCAAAGCCACGGGCUUCUCCAGCCACAUCCUGAGCGAGCGGCUGGGUGGUGCAGACAAGGAGCUCCCAUUAGUGAGUGAGAAGAAUAAGCAUAAAGAGAAGCAGAAGCACCAGCACAGUGAAGCCGGCCACAAAGCUUCCAAGAACAACUUUGAGGUGGACACCCUGUCUACACUGUCACUUUCUGAUGCCCAGCAUUGGACCCAGGCCAAGGACAAAGGGGACUUGAGCGGCGAGCCUGCGGACUCGUGCCCAAAAAGGUACUCCGGCAGCGGGGGCGACAGUGGCGGCACCAGACCCGAGAGCCUGGACGUGUUCAGUGACAUGAACCCUUCGAAUGACAAGUGGGACAGUGACAUGAGCGGGAGUAAAAGGAGGAGCUACGAAGGCUUUGGGACAUACAGGGAAAAGGACAUCCAAGCCUUCAAGACGAAUCGCAAGGAGAGGAGCUCCUACGACUCCUCCCUGUCUCCAGGGAUGCCAAGUCCCCACCUAAAAGUGGACCAAACGACACCACAUAGUAAGAAUGAGGGCUCCGCGUCCACCAUGAUGACCAGGAAGAAGCCAGCCGCGGUUGACAGCGUGGCAAUCCCCCCGAGCCCAGUGCUGUCGCUCCUUGCUGCAUCUGCAGCCACGUCUGAUGCAGCCAACUCCUCCCUGAAAAAGCGAUUCAAGCGGCGGGAGAUCGAGGCCAUCCAGUGCGAGGUGCGCAAGAUGUGCAACUACACCAAGAUCCUGUCCACCAAGAAGAACCUGGACCACGUGAACAAGAUCCUGAAGGCCAAGCGGCUGCAGAGACAAUCAAAGACAGGCAACAACUUCGUCAAGAAGAGGAGAGGGCGUCCCCGAAAGCAGCCCACCCAGUUCGACGAGGACUCCAGAGACCAAAUGCCGGUGCUGGAAAAAUGCAUCGACCUUCCCAGCAAGAGGGGGCAGAAGCCGAGCCUGAGCCCGCUCGUCUUGGAGCCAGCGGCCACCCAAGACACCAUCAUGGCCACCAUCGAGGCGGUCAUCCACAUGGCCCGGGAGGCGCCGCCCCUGCCCCCGCCACCGCCGCCACCCCUCCCGCCCCCGCCGCCGCCACCGCCGCCCCCACCCCUGCCCAAGACCCCCCGAGGAGGAGGGAAGAGGAAACACAAACCCCAGCCUCCCGCCCAGCCCCCGCAGCAGCCGCCCCCGCAGCAGCCCCUGCCCCAGGAAGAGGAGGUGAAGGCCAAAAGGCAGAGGAAGUCCCGAGGGAGUGAGAGCGAUGGCCUUCCCUAGGGUGGGUCUGGGCGUCUGGACCUGGGGCCGGGGGAACUGACAUAUUGGGGAGUGCAGGGAGCCGGGCUGGGGCGGAAUCCCACGCUGCAGGGACACCGAUGCCCCUCUCUCCUGAAGCUGGGCAGGCACAAUCGAGCCAGAUGACGGGGUGGAUCCAUCAGUAGCUCUUGGGAAAGCAAAGCAGGGGGACGCCUUCAAAAGAAGCUUGUCUAUGCUUUACAGCAGUUCCAAACCACGCGGCACUUCAGUAUGGCUCGAUCCUUUGCAGGUGAGCAGAAGACCAAGGAGGAGGAGAAAGAGCCGGUAGUGCUCUCUGACAGCCACCUGACCUCCUGCAUCCAAGGUGCGUCUCUGAUUCCAUUGCAUUUGCUGGCCAGGAAAAUUGAAAGGGAAGCACCCUCAAUUAGGAAACAUUCCAAGGGGAGAAAAGCUGCAGAUUUCUCGACUGGCUUUGUUGUAACCCAUUUCCAUUUAAUUGGUUUUUUACUUUUAUUUUGGUUUUUCCAAGCUUGGCUAGGCUUUGGGGCACCAACAUCAUCUUCAGGUGACCUGAAUCUUUCCAUUAACCAUACAGUUUCUCAGAUGGAUUCGUCAUCAGAAGGUGGAAUUCUAGUGACAGGCAACCUUAGACAGGCAUUCAUAUUCUUCUGUAUGCCUCCUCUAUACCACACACUGAUAUUUAGCGUAGUCAGUUCCUAGUUUUCCUUUUGCCCAUUGUUACUUCCAUAUACCUUUUCAUUAACUUACUUGCUGCCUUCUUUUCCUUGGUACACACCUAAAUAAUGUAAACUUUAUGUGUGUUGUAAUGUUCACCCUUGGCAUGCUGUCCCAAGGAACUUGGCUUUGAAUCCCAAUCAUUGUGAGACAGAUACUCAGUAUUGAUAGAGCCUUUUUAAUAAGUGAUUUAGAGCAGCCGAGGAUAUGUUGGCCGGGGUGUCAACCAGGUUAUUUUUAUACUUAAAACAUAUCAGCAGAGAAUAGGCAGAAUAAAAUGGUUUUAAUAAACCCACAGCAAAUGGAAUAACUGACAAAUCACCAAAAACUGAAACCCCAGACCCACCAGAAAGACAAACGUCUAGCAAUGCCUUGGUAUGUGAAUUUUCAUACAAGUAACUAUCAUAAUAGGUCGUUGAAAAAAGGAAACAAAAAGACAAUAGAAUAAGUCCAUUAUCUCUUGAUAAUUAUUUCUUAAAAGCAAAUGGGAGUAAGUGUUCUUAUUUG